AUGAAUAACUGUACAGUGAACUUCACCACACCGGUUGAAUCUACAAACUCCACAACAAAUUCCUACGAGCUGCUCUAUAUUUUGAACAUGUGUAUGCACUGCAUCAAUUUCCUGUUUGGUCUUCCUACACACUCCUAUGUUAUAUGGCUCAUCAUCACAGGAACAGGAAAUGGAGUUGCAUUUGAGUUUGUUAUCCUCAAUCUCUCUUUUUCUGAAAUCGGUAUCUGCCUGAAUUCUGUGAUCUCUCUACUGUCAUUUUGGUUUUCAGGCAUCAUAAUAUUAAAUACAUUUUUAGUAGGACUAAUUAUCACUGGUCGUCCUCUGUUUCAGUGUCUGAUCUGUGUUGAGCGUUACCUGGCAGUGGUUCAUCCUGUAAUCUUUCUGAAGUACAAACCUCUCAGAUAUAGAGUAAUCGGCUGCACUUUGGCUUGGAUACUUAUUCUUGGAUCCUGUGUGUGCUGCAUGUUGACUGUAGCCUCACACUACAUUGUAUUUAUGUGGUUCAUUUUUCUACAGUUCCUCAUCUUCCUCUCCAUCCAGUUGUUUUGUCUUGUGGCUAUUCUCAGAGCUCUGAAGCAGUCAGGACCAGGAGAGAGAGGGAGAAUAAGAAACGAGGAAAACGACAAGAUAAGAAGAGUGAUUUAUCUCAUUCUAGUAACAACUGCAACCAUAGUUAUCAUAUAUGUGCCACUUGCUCUCACAGCGUUGUAUACAAUUGUGACAAAAGUAAUGAUUCAGGAUGUUUGGUUUCCUGCUGUAAUUUGUUAUAUCCUGGCUGGUUUUGUGCAGAGUGUUAUUUAUCUGAACCGGACUGGAAAACUCUCCUGUCUCUGUUCCUUAUGA
Messenger RNA from Carassius gibelio (silver crucian carp), 843 nucleotides. Its product is annotated as uracil nucleotide/cysteinyl leukotriene receptor-like. Gene Ontology annotation, biological process: positive regulation of Rho protein signal transduction; phospholipase C-activating G protein-coupled receptor signaling pathway. Lineage: Eukaryota; Metazoa; Chordata; Actinopteri; Cypriniformes; Cyprinidae. The transcript has a single exon. The record is from RefSeq and is a predicted model, not a curated record. Gene Ontology annotation, cellular component: membrane. Gene Ontology annotation, molecular function: G protein-coupled receptor activity. Bases 1 to 843 code for a protein of 280 amino acids.